CAGCUUUCCUCCUUUAUCAUCAACAGUCACAACGGUACACCACCGUUACUUUCAUAUAAUUUCGCGGUCACAUCAUACUACGCGCUGGUACCUCAACGCGUAGAGGAGAAGUGUAAAAUAAACAUAUGGCGUCCCCUUCUACCACUGAAACGUCUCCUUUAUUGAUCCCUCAAACUCUUGGAAAACAUCCACGUGACGGAGACUAUCCUGAUCAUCCCGGCCAGGCUUUGAAAAGGGUCAAAGCAGCGAAUUCCCGCCAACGAAGGAAACGUGAACGAGAUGAGAUUGCUGAUGGUGGGAUGGGUUGUGAUAUAGCAAAUGAACAUGAUAUGUUUCCACAGUCGGAGCAGCAGUGGUUUCAAGAGGCCGAUGGACAGAUAUCAGCCGAUUUCAUUCUCCCUCUUUCAGAAUUACAGCAACCACAACGACCACGCAACUCUCGUGGUCAUGUCGACCCAGAUAAUCUCUCACCGGGUGGAGCAGUUAGAAGAGAGCGUGUACGUGCCGCGGCCAGAGAAAGGCAAAGAAAACAUCGUGCAUUGGUUAAGGAAAGGAAGAUGAAGGCUCUCGGAUUCGAUGGGGUUGGGAGUGAAGUUGUGCAAAAUCCAGCAGCUCAAGCCGGCGUUUCAGACUAUCAUCAACAGCAGACGCCUCAAUCGCAACAGUACCAGCAACUAUUGCAAGGAUCUGGGCCUCCGCAGCCUCAUAAUGAUUCUGCGAUAUUAUAUCCCCCUCCGGUGCCCCAAAUCGUAGAGUCAUCCGCACCGGGUACCACCGGCGGCGAGGUGUUUGCUACAACAUUGCUACUGUCAUUUUCGUGUGCGCCGUUGUUGAAGCAGCACCUAUUGGACAGUUUGCAGAUGACGAAUGAGGAGCUGGCCUCGUUGGAACCUUUGAUUGCGGAUGCUUGGGAACAGUGGAACGCAAAGCGUCAAGAGCGUUUUGAUCCCAACCAGCCACAAUCCAACGGUUCUGGAUCAUCUUCGUCUACUCCGAAUGCUCAUCCUGCUGCCAUCACAAACGAUUUUCGAACCAGAUUUCAACGUUCUGUUGCUACUCCUAUACCAUUUCAAAUGACUACUGGUGCCUCCCCUUGCUCGGAUACUUUGGACCGUAGUGUAUCUGAAGCCAGUACCUCGGAUUGAUGACCUUCCCCACCCCUUUCUUCUACGACCCAUCCCAUGGCCUUCAUUCCAGCCAUGAUUUCGUGGUGUUCAUCCGCUAAAUAUCCUUCCGUAUUGUAUUGUAUACAUGACUGUAGAAUCCACAAUGAUUCGACAUUGACUGGAUGGGUUACUUGGGUACAGCGUAAUCGCGCAACUUGCCAU
Messenger RNA from Marasmius oreades (fairy-ring Marasmius), 1328 nucleotides. RefSeq lists its product as uncharacterized. The record is from RefSeq and is a predicted model, not a curated record. The transcript is spliced from 2 exons. Bases 126 to 1145 code for a protein of 339 amino acids. NCBI's taxonomy places the organism in Eukaryota, Fungi, Basidiomycota, Agaricomycetes, Agaricales, Marasmiaceae.